This is a messenger RNA of Dibothriocephalus latus, 1935 nucleotides long. The record is from the annotation of a GenBank genome assembly. NCBI's taxonomy places the organism in Eukaryota, Metazoa, Platyhelminthes, Cestoda, Diphyllobothriidea, Diphyllobothriidae.
AUGACUGGCCCUGUGUUUGCGCCAACUUUCAUGCCGUCUAAUAGUACUGCCUUCACGAAUGCACCUACGCUGCUUCCCCCUGGACCUUUCUCGGGUUCAAGCCCCCUUCCAACCCACCUAUUCCCAUAUUUUGCUUCCCCAAAUGGAACCCUCUUCGCGCAGACCCCUCCAGGAACCUUUCCGUCCGUCUCAUUUAAUGCAAACGGCUCCAUGUUUGUUACACAGCCUCAGGCCCUAGUGUCUGGAAACUCCGUCAACUUUCCCCAGUUCAAUCCUGGUGGUAUGCCGGGGGUUAGCACCAAUUCUUUGUUCUCUGGUCCGCCAACGGCGACCGUUGUCCUGGCUACCCCCAUGAGUAGUGAAAUGGGUAACACUUCUGUGGCUCCGUCAUUUCUAAAUUCGCCAUGUUUCACUGCCUGUGGAACAAACGUAACUCCAAUUUACACAGAUGUGCUCUCCGCCUCGAUGUCAACAUCGUCUUCCGGUAUCCCAAUGGCUAGCAUGAGUGGUUUAACUAGUUCAAUGUUGACGAUGCCCUCAACAACGAUGGUUUAUUCCUCCCUUCCCUUGGCAAGUGUUUCGUCUGCGUCUAACUUGGUAACUUGUCCGAGGAUUCUGACUUCGUCUGAGUCCUCAGGGCCCAUAGCCCUUAAAAGCAAGUUAGAACUACAGGGAGCCAAGAGUACAACUUCGGCUGCAAAUUCUGUGAAUUCCAAUUUGUUGGCUCUCGAAUCUGCGGAAUUUCAUCGUGGUUUCAUUUUGGAGGCCAUCGACAAACUGAGGGAAAGAAAGGCGAGACCGGACUUUGAGCGCAUCUCCUGCCUCCUCAAACGUCAACACAGCAUACCCCCAACGGAGACACAGCUGUGCUUGGGCCGCCUUGCCGAGACCGGUGCUGUAGUAUGUGUGGACUACAAAGGUAACCUUAGCUACAGGAAUCCAUCCAAAUGGCGAAAAACGGCAAUCUCGGGCCUGGGCAUGAUGAACCCACCCAGCGUCAGUCGUCGAAUCCUUGAUGCCAUGCGCUUUCUACUGAGCUCCACCGCCCCUAAAGGACCAGAUGAGAGCUUUCCUCAGUCUCCCGUGGGUUUUACCUCGCUUCAGAUUGAACGUGCUCUUCAACAGAGAACCGCCUCUAAUUUGUUGCCCACCUCCUCUGCAUCUUCCAGUGGGAUUGAAUCUGGUCCCCAAUCAUCAGCUUCUUCCUCCUCCUCAUCGUCCUCAUCCUCAAAGGCGCCAACUGAGGGCACUGCCGUCACCACAACCACCAGCACCACAGCACCCCCUCUUUGCAGCGAAUUGACGGGCACAAACUUGCGUAUUAGCCUUGAACGUGAGGCCACUUACGGCAAGCUCGCCAGACUGCCAAACGGACAGUAUGUAUUAGAUGAGACCGGCGAACGCAAGAAGAGUAUGGGUGUUGGACCCGGCUACCCACUCUCGUCCAUAAACUUCCUCAACAAGAGACCUCUACCACCAAAGGGUUCUCUUCUCUAUCCCGGCGGCGGAAACAAGGUCGGACCCAUGCCACCUCCGUUUGUCAAACCUGCCAUCGCUCCGGCCCUGGAUACGAGUGGGAAGUCUCCACUCCACAAACCAACCAACGUAGUGUCCAUUGCUCCAAACGGCAGAGGCAUAGUCCUUCGUCGUCCACCGAAUCUGGGCAAGCGCGGCAGACCACCAGGAGGCAAAGUUCGAAAGAUUCUUUCUGCAGCUGCUGUCACUAAUUCCGCCAGCACCGCCUCUGUCAAACCUGCCAUCCUUCCCGCUUCCUCUGAACCAAGCGCCUGCAUUGAAAAGGUAAGUCUGCUUACUUGUUUUCUUUCUGUGUGCUUUCUCUCUCUCUCUCCCCUCUCUCACUCUCUGUCAGGCACAGACAGACAAACACGGACCAGAUUGGUUCAACUGUUGCGUUUCUGUAGGCUUUUUGUGUGA